This is a messenger RNA of Ruditapes philippinarum (Manila clam), 1005 nucleotides long. Its product is annotated as histamine H2 receptor-like. Gene Ontology annotation, molecular function: G protein-coupled receptor activity. Gene Ontology annotation, biological process: G protein-coupled receptor signaling pathway. The coding region runs from base 140 to 937 and encodes 265 amino acids. The transcript is spliced from 2 exons. Gene Ontology annotation, cellular component: membrane. The record is from RefSeq and is a predicted model, not a curated record. Lineage: Eukaryota; Metazoa; Mollusca; Bivalvia; Venerida; Veneridae.
AGUACUUAAUGGUAGUGUGACAAAUGUAAUUCAAAUCAAUUUAUUGACUUCAUACAGGCAGUAGAUAAAAGAUUUGUAGCAUCUAUAUGUCGUCUGGAAGCGGCGCAUCAAAACAGUGUGUCACUUGUCGUCUGCUAUCAUGAGUGGAGAUAUUUACCAUACGGUUUGGCACGUGCUAUACGUCAUAAUUAUGAUACCAAUCGUAGUUGGGAACGGGUUAAUUAUUUUAAGCAUACUUAAAGAUCGGAAACUUAGGACGAAUAUGCAUAUUUUGAUAGGUAAUUUAGCGGCGUCUGACUUGAUUACUGGUUUGUUUUUAAUACCAUACGAUCUCGGCUUUGAACGUGUUCUUGACCACAAUAUGUACAUAUGUUUCGGAAAACUGUCGUUAUUUGUGAUAAGCCUUGGCUCUCUUCUUUACCAUUUAUGGGAUGGAAUGUGUAUUCUGACAAUAAUACAGUAUGUAUCAGUGACACAUUGUGGUCGCCAGGCUACAAAAUCAUGGGUAAACUGGGAGCUUAUUACAGCACUUAUAUUCAACUUUGUUUUGUACACAAUUGUAAUGAAAAUUGCCGUUCGUAAGGCUUGCGACAAAAACCAUAUAAAGGGAGGAAUAAGGAAUACAGCUAAAAUAGAUAAAGAUGUUUACCAAAUGAUGACGAUGGUGAUAGUUCUGGGCGUAUUUGUCAUCUGUUGGUUACCAUACGUCUGCGCGGCUGUUGUUGUGACGUUCUAUGAAACGCCUUAUACGCAAUAUAUCAGAAGAUGUACACUUAUUCCUGGAGUAAUAAAUUCGGCUGUUAAUUGGCUUAUUUAUGGAUAUAGAAACAGUGAGUUUCGGAAAGCGUUUAAGGCGUGGUUUCAAUGUCGUCUGCUGUGUAAAAAGCCAAACAAUGCUACUGCUACUGUAACUUCAACACAGUUCACAAUUACUUGAUUUUUGAUUUCAGUACAAUGCACACAUUUCGAAAUGUUUAAGUUUAAAAGUUUGGGAAAUGCCAAUUA